Dreissena polymorpha is the source of this 6722-nucleotide messenger RNA. Its product is annotated as carnosine N-methyltransferase-like. The transcript has 9 exons. NCBI's taxonomy places the organism in Eukaryota, Metazoa, Mollusca, Bivalvia, Myida, Dreissenidae. Gene Ontology annotation, molecular function: S-adenosylmethionine-dependent methyltransferase activity. The record is from RefSeq and is a predicted model, not a curated record. The coding region runs from base 12 to 1142 and encodes 376 amino acids.
UCCCUUUCAAAAUGGAUGCGCCCAUGAUCGACGAUUCCGAAGUAGUUCACAACCACAAAGAAAAAGAUGAUGAACGACAAGAAAGGGAACAUUUCGUCCGUAUAUUGAAUUCUUUUAAAGCGUAUAGAGUAUUUUCACUCAGCCGUAUUACAGACUCCCUGAGGCAUUAUGACGGGCUACCAGGUCACCACAAACAGCUUAUACCAGACUUCCUGAAGCACAUGGAAACUGUUCAGUCAUGCGUGGAACAGAACAGCCGGAUAAUCAAGCUGAUCACCCAAGAUGCUGAGCACAUCUUCGAGAAUCAACAGAAUAUGUCGAAUGCUGGUGAGGAAGAGCCAGACUCCAAGUCCACGCUGCCGCGCCUGUCUGACAUGGAGAAGGUGAAGUCUACACUGAAGCAGUUCGUGCGUGACUGGAGUGACCAGGGUCAGCAUGAGCGGGCCGUGUGUUAUGAUCCUGUCAUAGCCGAGGUGGUGAAGAGAUUUCCAGCAGACAACUGUGAAACAUCACAAGUAAACAUACUAGUACCAGGAGCUGGUUUAGGUCGCCUGGCUUUUGAGUUUGCACGACGAGGCUACAGCUGUCAGGGAAAUGAAUUUAGCCUGUUCAUGCUGUUUUCAUCCAACUUUGUUCUUAACAAGUGCAAAGAGGUGAACUGUCACACCCUGUACCCCUGGGUCCAUCAGUGGACGAACAACGUGCGCAACGCAGACCAAACAGCAGCCAUCACGUUUCCUGACGUGGACACCUCAGAAAUCCCAGAGGAUGCAAGCUUCUCUAUGGCGGCCGGUGAUUUCCUCGAGGUGUACCAGGAUCCAGAGACAUUUGACUGUGUAGCCACUGUGUUCUUCAUUGACACUGCUCACAACAUCAUUGCCUAUGUGGAGAAGAUCUACGAAAUCUUGAAGACUGGCGGGUACUGGGUAAACCUAGGGCCACUGUUGUACCACUAUGCUGAUAUGCCCAAUGAGGUGUCCAUAGAACUGGCCUGGGAGGAUGUGAGAAAUGUGAUAGAGAAGAUUGGAUUCGUAUUUGAGAUGGAAAAGUUGAACGUAAAGUCCACGUACACCCAGAACACGCAUUCCAUGCUCACCUACACUUACGACAGUGUCAUGUUUGUCUGCAGAAAACCAUCAUGAUGUGCACUCAGCAAGAAACAAGAAACCUCUGCGUUAAAUGUUAGGCCUUGCAAUUCUUUUUGUAAACCCUAAGCAGGUUUAUAUUUUUGUUGCUUGAAAUUUUGAAAGUUUGCAAUGAAUUUGCACUGUAAUGGUCAUCUUCAUAUGCACUUUCUUUGCAGCUUAUCUGCAUACAUUUGGCCGUAACUGUUUCAUUUAAAGGGGCCUUUUCACAGAUUUUGGCAGAUAUUGAAGUUUGUCAUUAAAUGCUUUAUAUUGAUAAAUGUAAAAAUUGCAUUUAAAAAGCUCCAGUAAAAAACAAGAAUAAAAUUUAAAAAAAAUAUUAAUAAAAAAAAAGUAGGUAACCCUCAACUGGGUUCGAACCACUGACCCCUGGAGUUCUGGAGUAAAAGUCUACCGCUUAGACCUUUCUGCCAACCCUGCUCAUACAAUGAGGGAUGUAUUUUAUAUUUUAUAAAAGCAAUUCUCGUAGUUUCACAAAAUGUAACAACAACAACAGAACUUUCCAAAUUAUUCAAUCGUUUCGCGUUGCAAGGCUUUAUAAUUUUCAGGUUUUUGAAUCGUCAAAAGAUGCGUUUAAUGGAUAUUUAAGAGCAUGGUAAAUGUUUCUGUUUCCUUACAAAUAUCUUAACUAAAACAAAAAUUGUGAAUCUGAAACAACUUUUUUAAAUUUUGUAAAUUUACCAAAUCGUGAAAAGGCCCCUUUAAUUGCGUGAUUCUAUGUGAAUAUAUGGGACAUACAUAUUCUGACAAACUAAACGUAUCUUUGAUUUUCAGAUUUCUCAGAGUUGAGGGUUUUAUGCCCACGGAUUGAAUGAUCAGAGGUAUAUUGUUUUUUGCCUGUCUGUCUUUCUGUCUGUCAUUCCGUCAUUCUGUCCCAAAACUUUAACCUUCUAAGUUACAGUAAAGUUUUGCAAUAACUUUUGAAAUAUUGAACAUAGCAACUCGAUAUUUGGCAUGCAUGUUUAUCUCAUGGAGCUGCACAUUUUGAGUGGUAAAAGGUCAAGGUCAUCCUUCAAGGUCAAAGUUAAGAAAAAAAGCGGCGCAUUGGGGGGCAUUGUGUUUCUGACAAACACAUCUCUAGUUUGUCAGUGAAAUAAUAUUUUGCCAGAGAAAUAAAUUUUACAGCCCAGAUAGGUAUAUGAACAAGUUUGUACCAUUUUUAGUAGAUUUUCUUUUCAAGAGCUUGUUUAAGGCCCGAAUUCAGGAAUAUAUUAUGUAUAAACUUAGACCAUUAAUAAAUAAUAUUCUUGAAGUGAUAUGUUCAUAACUUUUGAUUUUUAGCGUGACUUACCAGUUACCACCACUUAUUACAGUAUUAUUCAAUUAGCCUAAUUUCAGUUUGUGAGAUAAGCAAAAUUGGUAGCCUGUAUAUAUGCAAACUUAGAAGAAUUUUUUAUGAGAUCUAAGAUGAUUUUUAAUGCUUCUGUCUAAAAGAAUAGUUGGUAACUAUAGUACCAGCUCUAUCUUGCAUGCAAUUCUGUUUCAGACAUGUUGAUUUGAGUUAGAUCAUGCAAGACAGUAAAUAAGUUAAUGGGAUGGGAUCUUAUAAUACAAAGAUUAUUAUAAAAAAUACUUUUAAAGUGAUUUAUUUGCAUUUUAUUGGAUUUUAUUCAAUUAGUUUCCCUUGUUUAUGCUUUUUGAUUUGUUAAGAUGGAGUAUGGAAACUCAUUUGAAAAAUGAACUUGAAAACUUCUUUUACAAAAUGUUGUCAAACUUUAAAAUCCCUUUACAACAUUUCCUCAUAAGAAAAGUUUACUAAUCUAUUCUUGCAACUCGAUAUUGCUUUAUAUAUUUUGUCAGACACAAAAGCUGUUGUCAUCUGAAAUGACACUUCUAACCGUCUUGACCGCAACCAGAUACAAUGUGCAUCAGGUUUUUUUUAUAGCUAACUUGAACCAAUUCCUUUAAAGAUAUCGAAUGCAACUUUAAUUUUAUACAAUAGGAUAACAACAUUGGAUAACUUAUCCAAAAACGGAAAAAUUUAACCAAAGAUUAUCUUUUAGAUUGGCUUAAAUUAUCCAUAUUUAUACAAUUGGUUACUGAAACUGUGUAUGUAGGAAGGUUACAGGCUAAUCUAGUCUGGGACUGCAUGUGGGGCCAAUGAGGUCAAGGUCACUGUAACUAAGAAUAUUAAGUGUUUCAGCUCGAUUCCUUGAUUGUAUUUAAGAGGUAUCGUGCUGUAAUUUUGUAAUUGCGUUUAUAAGUAGCUUACAUGCAGACCAUGGACAGGUUCACAUUUGAGACAAAUUGGGUCAAGGUCAUUGUCACUCGAAAUUGUAAAUGGUCUUGUAUGGAUGGUGAUAUUGUACUGUUAUUUUUGUGUAGGUAGCUUAGGUGUAUACCUUGCUUUUAAACUUAACUUUUUUGGGGAGUAAAGUUGAAAAUCUCUUUUCUCUGCAGGGUUACAUUUCUUGUUUAUUAUGCCCCCCUUGGAAGAAGAGGGGGUAUAUUGUUUUGCACAUGUCGGUCCGUCCGUCCGUCCACCAGAUGGUUUCCGGAUGAUAACUCAAGAACGCUUAGGCCUAGGAUCAUGAAACUUCAUAGGUACAUUGCUCAUGACUGGCAGAUGAUCACUAUUGAUUUUGAGGUCACUAGGUCAAAGGUCAAGGUCACAGUGACUCGAAAAAGUAAAACAGUUUCCGGAUGAUAACUCAAGAACGCUUACGCCUAGGAUCAUGAAACUUCAUGGGUACAUUGAUCAUGACUCGCAGAUGACACCUAUUGAUUUUCAGGUCACUAGGUCAAAGGUCAAGGUCACAGUGACUCGAAACAGAAAAAUGGUUUCCGGAUGAUAACUCAAGAACGCUUACGCCUAGGAUCAUGAAACUUCAUAGGUACAUUGAUCAUGACUUGCAGAUGACCCCUAUUGAUUUUCAUGACACUAGGUCAAAGGUCAAGGUCACGGUGACUCGACACAGUAAAAUGGUUUCCGGAUGAUAACUCAGGAAAGCUUACGCCUAGGAUCAUCAAACUUCAUAGGUACAUUGAUCAUGACUGGCAGGUGACCCCUAUUAAUUCUCAGGUCACUAGGUCAAAGGUCAAGGUCACAGUGACUCAAAACAGUAAAAUGGAUUCCUGAUGAUAACUCAAGAAUACUUAGGCCUAUGAUCAUGAAACUUCAUAGGUACAUUGAUCAUGACUGGCAGAUGACCCCUAUUGAUUUUCAAGUCACUAGUUCAAAGAUCAAGUUCACAGUGACAAAAAACGUAUUCACACAAUGGCUGCCACUACAACUGACAGCCCAUAUGGGGGGCAUGCAUGUUUUACAAACAGCCCUUGUUUUAAAAAAAAAAAUAAGUUUACAUAAACUACUUCAGAUAUUCUACUUAAAAUAUGUCUUUGUGGUCAUUAUACCAGAUGAUAUACUAUCAAAGCAGAAAAAUGUGACAGCUCUUGUUAUAUUUUAAGAAAUGCUGAAAUGAGGCAUUAAGCAGUGUGCUUGUCCGUCUGUACAAAACAUACAUAUGUACGUCAAGAAACUUAUGUUUUGAACUUCUCUUCUACUCAAGGGUGGAUCUUGCUCAAAAUUAAAUUACUUCUCGCUCAAACUUGAACAGUUGAUAAACUUUAAUGUGUAGAUGAUUGUAAGGAAAGGAAUUUUUGCUGCAACAAAAUUCGGCAUAAUUUUUCCAUUUGUUCAGUUUUUUACUGUGGAAUAUGUUGUCCUGUAUUAUUGUGUUUUCAACUCUGCUUUACCUAUUGGGCGGAUCUUGCUCAAUAUUUCACAGCUGAAUUACCUUCAUGUUAAAAUGAUCAUUAAUAAAGGAAUCUUUGCUUAUACAACAUUUGGCAGAAUUAAAGAGUUUAUGUUUUUCAACUAUAAAAUAUAUAUUUCCAUAAUUAUCUGUACUUGGUAUUUAGUUCCGUGAACAGCUUGGCAGAUGUUCUCAAAUUUUCAGAGCUGAAUGUGUAGAUGAUCAUUUUGAGGGAAUUUUGUCUUUGACCGGCAACUUGUUUUGGCCUUUUGUCUUGUUUGCUGUAGUGGAUUUGUCUGUGUCCAAAUGUGUUAAUGAGUCGUGUUCUGAGAAAACUGUGCAUAAUGCAUGUGCGUAAAGUGUCGUCCCAGAUUAGCCUGUGCAGUCCGCACAGGCUAAUCAGGGACGACACUUUUUGCUUAAAUUGGAUUUUUGCUUAGAAGAGACUUUAUUUUAACGAAAAAUGUCACAAAAGCGGAAAGUGUGUGGAUUGCACAGGCUAAUCUGGGACGACACUACGCACAUGCAUUAUGCCCAGUUUUCUCAGAACAUGACUUGAACAUGUGUUGUGAGAGAAUUAUGUGUGUGACACAUUUCUAGUUUGUUUGAAGAAUAUAUUUGUAAUUUUAAAAUGUUUUAUAUUGAUUUAUUGUUGAUUAAUGGCUGAUUCUUAUGUUGCACAUAUUUUAAUAGCUGCUUUAUCACCUCUGCAGAAACCAGUUAAAAGUUUGUUUCACCAUGAAUUGAAGGAUUUUUUGUCCAUUUAAAAAUUAUUAAAAUAUGAAUAGUUAAGCCCUUUGAAGUUUUCUAAUAUAAAAAGAUAAUUAAAUAAUUAUCUUUUCUUACAAGUGUAUAUAAAAAUUGAAGUCAAUUGCUUGAGUGUAAAUAACAAGCUACUUAGCUGUGUUUGGUUAUUAAUUAUAUAAUUCUCAAUGUUUUUCAGUUCAUUUUUAGCUCAUCUAUUUUUUGGAAAAAAAAUGAUGAGCUAUUGUCAUCACCUUGGCGUCUGCGUCGGCGUCCGGUUAAGUUUUGCGUUUAUGUCCAUUUUUCUCAGAAAGUAUCAAUGCUAUUGCAUUCAAACUUGGUACACUUACUGACUAUCAUGAGGGGACUGGGCAGGCAAAGUUAGAUAACUCUGGCGUGCAUUUUGACAGAAUUAUGUGCCCUUUUUAUACUUACAAAAUUGAAAGUUUUGGUUAAGUUUUGUGUUUAGGUCCAUUUUAUUCCUUAAGUAUCAAAGCUAUUGCUUUCAUUCUUGCAACACUUACUAACUAUCAUAAGGGGACUGUGCAGGCAAAGUUAUGUAACUCUGACUGGCAUUUACGGAAUUAUGGGCCCUUUAUACUUAGAAAAUUGAAAAUUUGGUUAAAUUUGUGUUUUGGUCCACUUUACCCCUCAAGUAUCAUAGAUAUUGCUUUCAUACUUGGAACACUCACAAACUAUCAUAAGGGGACAGUAAAGGACAAGUUGCAUAACUCUUGUUGUCAUUUUUACAGAAUUAUGGCCCUUUUUGACUUAGUAACUUUGAAUAUAUGGUUAAAUUUUGUGUUUAGAUCCACUUUACUUCUAAAGUAUCAAGGCUAUUGCUUUCAAACUUAAAAUACUUUCAUGCUAUCAUGAGGGUACUGUACCUGGCACCUUGAAUUUUACCUUGACCUUUGAAUGACCUUGACUGUCAAGGUCAAAUUAUUAAAUUUUGCUAAAAUUGCCAUAACUUCUUUAUUUAUGAUUAGAUUUGAUUGAUACUUUGACAAAACAACUCUUACCUGACAUAUCACAAUAGACUCCACCCAAACCAUCCCCCAUUCCCCCCCGAAUCCCCCCCCCCCCCAAAAAAAAGUUGUGUUUUUUUGUGUUUUUUUAAAGAUCAUCUAAUAAAUGA